Molecule: messenger RNA, 4284 nt
Organism: Aspergillus calidoustus
Lineage: Eukaryota; Fungi; Ascomycota; Eurotiomycetes; Eurotiales; Aspergillaceae
Source: the annotation of a GenBank genome assembly
ACUUUCCAAGGAGUCAGGGUCCUGCCGCUAGAGUAGGUCCUUGUCAUUGGCAAGAGUUAUAGAACUACGGCAAAGUCGAUCAAAAACAGAGCGAGAGAACGGCAAGCCUUACGCGGGGACUUUUCUUCCCCAUGCUGCCAGGUCAAAGGAUGGUAAAGCUGUUAAAGCUGGCGUGCUAGAAUUUCAAGGUUUGGCGCGCAAAUGGCGCACAAACUUCUCAGUGGCGGUCAAUUGGACGCACAAUCGGGAUAUGCCAAGUCAUUGUUUCUUGCGGCAUUAUCGCGCUUCCUGAAUCUUCUUUUGAAAUACAUAACUCAUUGCUUUGAAAUCAGCUUGGAUAAUAGACAUAUAAGAUCUAGGUCUUCUAUGAAGGACACCCUCAGAUAUACAUUCACCGUACCAUACUUGCAUCUACAAUUAUGGCUCCUACUGAGCAGCGUUUGCUACCCGACUCGAGGUUUACAACCAUCUUGGUGAACAACCUCCAUUGCCCCUCGUGUGUUUCUACAGUGAACGAUACCCUAUUUUCUCUUAAUCCACCCCCUUUCUCCGUGUCGGUGUCCAUCGUCCUGCACGAGAUUAAGAUUGCGCAUCCCAUUGAUCUAAGUCCAUCACAAAUGGUGCAUGCCCUAGAAGACGCCGCCUUUGAUAUUGACAGCGUUGCUGAAUCCAGCGAUUCCACAAGCGGUGGCCCUGAGAGUGUGGAGAGUCUUUCAGCGUGGCGCUCAACCCCUCCAUCAACCGUCGGGCCCUCCUCCGGCCUGGAUCCUCUGCAGGAGUCAGAAAAGCAUAUCCGGCAAUGUAAUGCAUGUUCUGUACAGCUAGCGACGCAAUCAUCCAACUUGAGGGACGAUCUGCCGGAUAUGCAAAAUAACCUCGGCCCGGUCGCCGAGUCCAGCAGCCCCGGAGACGACCACCUGGUAUCUGUCGUCAACGACCAUCUGUCGGAAAAGCGCAUCCGCGUCACACUAUCGAUCAGUGGGAUGUCUUGCAGUUCGUGUGUCGGGAAGAUUACCAACGCUUUGAAUAACCAACCAUGGGUUCAGUCGGCCGACGUUAAUCUACUGACUAGCAGCGCGGUGGUCGUUCUCCUGAACCAGUCGCGUGUGGACGAAGCACUAGAGAUAGUCGCAGGCUCCGGCUAUUCCGCCAAGCUCAUCAAUUGUCAAGAUAUUUUGCCCAAGAGGCACUCGAAACCGCCAGUGUCCGCCGACAUGUGGCAAGCCUCCUAUGUUAUUGGAGGCAUGACCUGCAGUUCCUGCAUUAAGACAGUUACAGACACGCUCAACUGUUACGAAUGGGUUAAAAAAGUGGACGUGAAUCUUGUUUCAGGGGGUGCGACAGUCGAAGUUCAUGGCAAGGAGCAUCUGGAAGAGGUCGCCGCCAUCAUCAGCGACUUGGGGUAUCCCGCUAAACUCGGCAAUGUUGAGGGUAGAGCGGCAUCCGACCAACGAGCCUUGAACCGGUCCGUCACUAUCCAGGUGGACGGGAUGCAUUGUCCAAACUGCCCCCAGCGAAUUUUAGAUGCUCUAGCCGUGUUUUCCAAUAGGCUCCAGGUGACGGAGUCUCCUCGAAAGGGACAUCCGCGGCUCACUAUAGCAUAUACCCCAGACGGGCCCGAUUUCACCAUUCGGGAUAUCUUACAUGCGAUCGCACAGGUGGAUAAGGCUUUCAGGGUCUCUAUGUACCAUCUCCCUAGUCUCGAGGAGCGCUCCCAUAUGAUGCAACGUCGACACAUGUGGCGCAUCGCCCGACGCCUGCUGCUUUCGGUGUUGAUUGCUAUUCCAACGUUUAUUAUUGGGAUCGUCUAUAUGUCUUUAGUACCCCGAGACAAUCCCGGGGUCAUGUACCUCGAGCAGCCCAUCUGGGCCGGUCAGGUCUCACGCAUGGAAUGGGCGUUGUUUAUUAUGGCAACCCCGGUUUACUUCUUCGCAGCGGAUCUGUUCCACCGUCGGAUGAUGCGCGAACUUGUGGCACUGUGGCGGCCAGGGAGCAAGACCUCAAUCCUCCGCCGAUUCUACCGUUUUGGCAGCAUGGAUAUGCUGAUGUCUCUGGGUACUACCGUCGCCUACUUUUCCUCCAUCGCUAUUUUGGGUAUCAAUGCCACUCAGCCCGUUGACGGCCACAGAGUCACCCAUGUUGAGUCAUUCUUCGACUCUGUCGUUUUCCUCACAAUGUUCCUCUUGAUUGGUCGAUUGCUCGAGGCUUACAGCAAGGCUAAGGCCGGAGAUGCCGUCAGCUUACUAGGCAAGUUGCGUCCGACGACGGCGGUUUUGGUUGCGUCGAAGAGGAUAGAGCACUCUUCCCCAUCUGCUGCUACACCGCAGACAGUCCCGAUUGAUCAGCUGGAGCUUAAUGACGUGGUCAGUGUGGCAAAUGGUGCCUCUCCACCGUACGACGGUAUUGUUGUUGAAGGGAGUUCACAGUUUGACGAGUCGAGUUUGACAGGCGAAUCAGAGCCGGUCUCCAAAUCCGUCGGCGACGAGGUCUUUUCGGGGACAACUAACCGGGCAAAUCCCGUUCUUGUACGCGUCACCCGUCUCUCUGGUGACUCGAUGCUGGACCAGAUCAUCAGCGCUGUUCGCGAAGGACAGGUUCGGAGAGCACCAAUCGAGCGCACCGUAGACCUGAUCACGGGCUAUUUUGUUCCCGUUAUUACCCUUAUCGCUGUCCUGGACUGGAUAAUCUGGUUGUCACUAGGUAUCUCCGGCCGCUUGCCGACGUCCUGGCUGGAGGGCGAGGCCGGUGGAUGGGAAUUCUGGUCGUUGCAGUUCGCUAUUUCAGUCUUCGUUGUUGCUUGUCCAUGUGGGAUUGGACUUGCAGCCCCGACCGCACUGUUUGUCGGCGGAGGGCUUGCUGCUCAGCAUGGAAUUCUAGUUAAAGGAGGGGGGGAAGCGUUUCAAGAGGCUAGUCAGCUAGAUUGCAUUGUCUUUGACAAGACAGGCACGAUUACUGAAGGUGUCCAGCCGUCAGUCACCAACCACAAAACCACCCAUGAAGAAUACAUUGAUGAGGUUUGGGGCGCGGUGGUAACACUCGAGCAGAAAAGCACUCACCCGAUUGCUCAGGCGAUGGCGUCCUUUGCUGACUCCAAGAGACCGCCGGCCCUCACAGCCUCAGCUGCUGACGAGAUUCCCGGAAAGGGGAUGAAGGGAUCCUUCCCUCUUCGUCACCGGCCGUCGUCUACUCUUGACAUUAUUGUUGGCAACGAGGCCUUAAUGCUUGACCAUGAUAUCACUAUCUCGUCUGCGAAUGCCGCCAUCCUUACAGCUUGGAAGCGCGAGGCCAAGUCGGUCGUUCUAAUCGGAACCAGAGUCCGAGAAGAACCCGGAGAUAUGGCAAAGGUGCACUGGGUGCUUUCUGUGAUGCUGGCUGUAGCUGAUCCCGUCCGGUCAGAGGCCAAAGAGGUCCUGCAGGCUCUUCGCAGUAGGGGAAUUUCGGUUUGGAUGAUUUCAGGAGACAACCCAACAACGGCUCAUGCAGUUGGUAAAAUGGUCGGAAUCUCCUCGAAGAAUAUCAUCGCCGGAGUUUUGCCUGAGCAAAAGGCAGAGAAGAUACGAUAUCUCCAGAAGACGGUGCCGAGACCCUCCAAGAGGAGAUUAUUCCACUGGGGGAGAGAACCAAGGCGCACCCGACCACUUGUUGCUAUGGUUGGCGAUGGAAUUAAUGACUCCCCCGCGCUGACAGUGGCUGACGUUGGUAUUGCAAUCGGAUCUGGCUCAGAGAUUGCAAUCUCGUCGGCGGAAUUCGUCCUCAUAUCUUCUAGCCUGACAUCGCUCCUGACUCUUAUUGAUCUUAGUCGCAUUGUGUUCAACAGAGUCAAGUACAACUUCUGUUGGGCUCUAGUAUACAAUUGCAUCGCUAUCCCGGUGGCUGCUGGUGUCUUCUACCCCAUUGUGAGCAAUGGCAAUCACAUUCGGCUGGACCCUGUUUGGGCUAGUUUGGCGAUGGCAUUGAGCAGUGUCAGUGUUGUUUGCAGCAGUCUGUUGAUGAGGACUCGACUGCCGUUGGUUGGUUUCACGUCAAAUAAAUAGAGAACCGGGGUCAUGCUCGGACUUGUUUCACGUUUAUUCUUCUUUUGUGUCAUUGAAAAGACCGGCCAUCCUGAGAAAGAUUUGAGUGAAGGUUCCCGUGCUAAUGACCUUUUCCCUGGCCGUUGCAGUGUCCAAUUUAAUAUGCUGUAACCUUCCACCAUGGAACUAGCCUACAGCAAGCUUGAUGAGUAUGUCAGGACGCAAAGUAUCUGAGCGGUAUCAAUUCAGAAGCAUCGCAAUAUGUCUGCAG